This is a messenger RNA of Lynx canadensis (Canada lynx), 3448 nucleotides long. RefSeq names its product C-C motif chemokine receptor 6 (gene CCR6). Gene Ontology annotation, molecular function: C-C chemokine receptor activity. Gene Ontology annotation, biological process: immune response; G protein-coupled receptor signaling pathway; thymocyte migration. The coding region runs from base 1528 to 2658 and encodes 376 amino acids. Lineage: Eukaryota; Metazoa; Chordata; Mammalia; Carnivora; Felidae. The record is from RefSeq and is a predicted model, not a curated record. The transcript is spliced from 3 exons. Gene Ontology annotation, cellular component: membrane.
CUGUUUCCUCAAAUGUCCGCAUUAUAGUCCGUUAGUGGCUGUGACAGGUUACCUCAGGGUGGCUUGAACAGCAUACAUUUAUUGCUACAGUCGGGGAGGCUGGGAAGUCCAAGAUUCAGGUGCUAGCAGGUCCAUGUCUAGGGAGGACCCCCUCCUGGUUCAGUCUUCUUGUCGCCUUCACGUGGCGGAGAGCAGACAGAGAGCAAGAAGGCUGUCACGUGUCUCUUCUUCUGAGAACACUAAUCCCACACGAGGGGAGGCCCCACCUAUAAAUGCCACCACCUUGGGAUUAGGCUUUAGCGUCUUUCAGGGAGACACAGACACUCAGCCUACAGUGGUCUAGAGAUUUUUGUUUGGAUGCCUGACAUGAACUUCACAUGGUCGAAGGCUGCAUUUUGUCGCAUGUUUUUGUUCUGGAAUGUAGUUAUAUUACUGGAAUCACAUGGAUCACAUCCGAGACUUUCUUUUGUCAUGGCAGGAUCAGAGCAGCGUUUAAGGUAGGUUCAUUUGAGCGGCAUUCCUCCUAACACGGUAUUGUUCUGAGGAUGCUGUCCCAUGAUCUGGGACUGAGAAGGUGCCGCUACUCUUCCUGCGGGAGGGAACCGUUCCUAGCCCGCGAGGAUUCCGAGGAUUUGUCUGUCUCUCCUUUCUGGGAUCAGUCUUGCCUUGCUUCCUCUCAAGGACACGUCUCUGCCGCUGUCCUUAUUUUUCUGUGUGUGGCUCCCUCCUCCCCCAUAUUUUGUCUUGCAAAGCAUAGCUGCCUUGGCCUCCCAGGACUCCGAUCCCUGUGUCCUCGGUGGGGUGGCCAUGCCCGGGUCAGGUAGCCCCCACGCCCUGCACUUGGAAACUGCUUCUGUGUAAGUUGGGGCUUCACAGAGCUCGGGGCCAUAGCACUCUCUGCCUGCUCUCUUCUCGUCAGGGACCAUAACCCUGUGACACCAAUGUCUGAAAACUGUUAUUGGACAUACUUUACAGGGUUUUCUGGUUGUUGAAUGCCGUAGGGUGCAUUCGGUUUCUGUUAAUCCCUCCUGGCUGGAACCGUUAAUCUUGUAGUCGUGUUUGAUUGAUAUGGUUCCCCUGAUGAUCUGAUUGCUAUAUCCACCCUCUCCUAUUCUUUCACACACAAAGGCUUUACUUUCUGGUUCUUCUGCACGCCCUAAAGCCCCGAGAAUGUAUGCUGGAGGUGACUGCAGAUGCGCACAGGUGACCCACGCCUCCCCCUAGUGGCACAUCCAGGGCAGUGGCUGGGAGGCAGCAAAGACUCCCCAAGUGACAGCUCCAGGCAUCAGGGAAGGAACGGGCUGGGGGCCGCCCCGUCCCUGACUGUGGAAGCAGCACGAUGAGAAUCCAGCGAUAUGACAAGCAGGCUCAGAAAAUCCUUCAGGGCGCGGGCGAGCUUUGCGUUAUCCUGACUUCCUCCAGAAUGUCAGACUCACUUCUCUACUGUCUCCGCUGGUGAGCCGGAGGGGCUGGACGCCCACCCCCUUCCGUACCAGGCCCGUAUUUUCCGCCGAAAACAAGAGCGCGAUGAACGGGGAACCGAUGAACAUCAGCGACGUCUUCGGUCUGAGUGAGGAUUACUUUGGGUCGGGUAAUAAUAGCUCGGAUUACUCACUCGAUGACAACACGUUACUGUGCUCCCUGCAGGAGGUCAGAACGUUCUCUGGGCUGUUUGUGCCCAUCGCUUACUCCCUCAUCUGCGUCUUUGGCCUCCUGGGCAAUGUUUUGGUGGUGGUCACCUUUGCCUUCUACAAGAAAGCCAAGUCUAUGACAGACGUGUACCUCUUGAACAUGGCCAUCGCCGACAUACUCUUUGUCCUCACCCUCCCGUUCUGGGCCGUCGGCCACGCCACCGGCGAGUGGAUCUUCAGCAACGCCGCGUGCAAGCUGAUGAAGGGCAUCUACGCCGUCAACUUCAACUGUGGGAUGCUACUCCUGACCUGCGUCAGCAUGGACCGCUACAUUGCCAUCGUCCAGGCCACCAGGUCCUUCAGGCUGCGGUCCAGGACGCUGGCGCACCGCAGGGCCAUCUGCUUCGUGGUCUGGGUGGCUUCCGUCCUCAUCUCCGGCUGGACCUUCACGUUCAACCAGAAGUACGACGUGCACGGCAGCUACGUGUGCGAGCCCCGGUACCAGGCGGUCUCGGACCCCAUCAGGUGGAAGCUGCUGAUGCUGGGACUCCAGCUCCUCUUCGGCUUCUUCAUCCCGCUGGUGUUUAUGAUCUUUUGCUACGUGUUCAUCGUCAAAACGCUGGUGCAGGCUCAGAACUCCAAGCGGCACAAGGCCAUCCGCGUGAUCAUCGCGGUGGUGCUGGUGUUCCUGGCUUGCCAGAUCCCCCACAACAUGGUGCUCCUGGUGACGGCCGCGCAGCUGGGCAGGAUGGACCGCUCCUGCCAGGGCGCCAGGCUGCUGGGCUACAGCCAGAACGUCACCGAGGUCCUGGCCUUCCUGCACUGCUGUCUCAACCCCGUGCUCUACGCCUUCAUCGGCCAGAAGUUUCGGAGCUACUUCCUGAAGAUCGUGAAGGACCUGUGGUGUGUGCGGAGGAAGCAGAAGGCGUCGGGCUUCUCCUGCUCCAGGCCGCACUCGGAGGCCUUCACCUCCAGGCAGAACAGCGAGACCGCGGACAACGACAACGCGUCGUCCUUCACCAUGUGACCGGCCCGGGGCCGCGGCCCCCCCCCCCCCCCCCCGGCGGCUCGGGGAACGUGCGCUUGGACCGGGACCCCGCCCCCCCGUGGGACCGGCCGCGGGGGUCUCGUCCUGACGGGGCUGCCGGGGCCCCCACGUGGCGUGUCCCCACUUUUCUUCCCCGCAGCCCCGAGCCCCCCCGGGGCUCCCCACGGCUGGCGUUCCCCAAAGCAGAGAGGACUCUUGGCAGACGUGGACGUUUUCGGAAGCAGGCGCGGAACCGCCCCUAGAGCACGGUGUCUCCUGGUCACUUCACACACGUGCAGGGUUCGCGAGACGGAAGCAGAGAACGUCACACGAGAGCCUCACACGAGGCAGACGCCGAAACGCGUUCCCCGGGCUGGAGAAGCGGCCUGGGGGACGGGAGAGAGCGGGUCGCAACGCGCCGUCGGGAGAGCAGACGUUUGCUUUAUUUCCCUGGGAAAACAGUCACUGCAGAUACAAUUCUCCUCCAAAAAUCUGUUCGACAGAGUUCCACGAAGACGCAUGCCAUCGGCACACUUUCAGCACUCGGAGGGGCUUAAUAAACACUUGUUACACAAAGCGUAGUGAAAUUGGGGGUUGGAGUACAGUCGGGAGUGUUAGGUGUUUACAUCUGAGUUUUAGAACGGAGCAAGGAAGCUUCCUGAGACAGUACACAGACAGCUUUUGCUGCGCAUCCACAGCGGGUCAGAAGCGGCACACACACGGGGGGAUGUGGGUAGGAAGCGCUUCACGCUGGUGGCGAACAGGGAGGGAGGGAGGGAGAGAGAGAGAG